AUGCGGGCCAACGUGUAUGGGGGGGAGAUGACAUCCAUGCCUUUGGCUUCUCACGCAGUGGAAUGUGACUCGGCCAGCCGCAUGAACACCGUCAACUGUCGUCGUGCGGUGGCGGGAUACGGUGGAAGCAGUAAACCCAGGAAUGACGUAGCGUGCAACAACGGGAGGCAGUCAUACGGCGCCGCUCCAGCGCCGCAGGAGAAUGACAGGACUCAACACAGCCACCUGCCCCACACUGCCGAGAAGGUAAUGCAAGUGGGACGGUCACAAGCCUCUAACGAGCCGGUUGCACCACCGCCGCUUCCAUUACCGGCAAACAGUGGCACAGUACCUGCAGCUGGGCCCGCAGCAUCUCGCAGUGAGGGUGCACAACGGGGAUGUGUAAAUAACAUUAACUGCUAUGAAUCUCCGACGACUUGGCGCGCCCCCAGAGUAAUACAGGCAGACUCUGGAAUAGGCAAACAACAGGUGCCGGAAACGAGGAAUACGAGGAAUAUCACGAACGGGGCUCUGCAGCCAGACCCUAAUUCGUACGGCCAUAAUGUGCCGGGAGCGAACAUGUCUCCGCACGGUUAUGGCCCCAGUCCGUUUGUUUCUCUUCCAUACUCCCAAAAUGGACGUGUGGGCUAUCCACCGCCGCAAUCGUGGUCGUCUGCGCCGUUGCAUUAUCCUGCUCCUAUGCCGUAUGCCUCGGUGGCGACGGCUGCUGCUGCUGCUGCGGCUGCGGCUGCUGCCGCGUACCACAAUUAUGGUCAUCAUCAACAACAACAACAUCAUCAACAACAUCAACAACAUCAACAUCAAUAUCACCGCCAGCAGUACUACCAUCCUCAGUGUCAACGUGUUUACGGCCAGCACAAUGACCUUUUCCAUGGGCUGCACUACGUGCAUCAACAUCAGCAAAAUGGGGGGAUGGGGUCCUCGUUUGCCCCGGUAUUGGACUCCGCAGCGUCGCGUACGGAUAAGAAUGAGGCUCCAAUCACAGAGGUGCUGAAGCCAGAGUGUCACACGGGCACGGUGCCGCCGGUGGAGGAGGAGGCAAGUAGUCUGCCAGGUGAUUUUGUGGCCGAGGGAGUUCCCUCAAGUGAUGAUAGUGGGCACCGUAGCCAGAUAUUUCUUCUUAAUGAGGAACCACCGCUUUCCGAGUCGGAUAGCAUAUCCAGUAGAAGAUUUGGGGUAGACUACGCCGGGGGACAUGCACAGGUGACCACUGCGCAGCAUAGUGAUGGUAGUGGUAGCAGUAGCGUCAAGAGCAGCUGGGGGCAGGGUCCCGGUGGCAUCGAGGCGCUCAUAUUUAGCCCCGCUGAUGGCAUUUUGUGCUCCACUUCCUUUGGUCCCCGCGUUCCUGUGGCGCCGACGCACGUCACGGGGGAGAAGCGGGGUACCCAGCUGCCUUCGUAUGAGGACACUAUGGCUAGUGAUAGGCUAGACAAUCAUCAUUUCUCCCCAAUCAAAACAGGUCGUGUGACGGUAAGGGCUGUGGAGCCCCCAGAAGAUUCUCCGGGUUUAAGUGCAGGUGCUCACAAAAGGGAAGUUGUCUCAAUGUUUUCUGCGGGGAAUCUACAAGAGCAAUCGGAUUACGAGGACGAACGAAAAAUCCUUGAGUGUACGCGAGGAGUACUGGGCAACGGACGACCGGGCAGUUUGGCGGAGGGGCCUCCCCGCGUAGAGGCUCCCGAGGUGAACCACGGUUCUCCCUCAUGUACAUUGUUGGAGGCACCGCGGUCUCACCAACAUCAUUAUUUCCGUCAGCAUAAUGUUCAUCACCAUCUUCAGCAUCUUCAUCAUCUGCAACAUCAGCAGCAGCAGCAACAGCUGCAUCAGAAUCCUAUGCACUUGCUCUCAUGUCCGCUGUCCGCAAGAGCUCUCAAAACUCCGUGCACUUCUCCGGUGCACCGGAAGCAACGAUCUUUCAAUGCCAUGAUGACGUCUUGCCCCACAUCGCUGUGCGCGUCGGCAACCCAGGAAUCUGGAGCCAGCCGGAUGGACAACAACGUCCACACUCCUUUGGCGAGUGGGACAUCCAUAACUUUCGACUCCGGUUGUGGUGUUAAUGGAAAUCCGCACUUGGGCGGAGAGCCUGCUUCCAUGCGGCAGCAAGCACUGUCUAUAAACGAUAAUGUUCUGACCUCACAUGGUUCUAAGGGAGAAGGACCUAAUGAACAUGGGUCUGCUGCUGGUGCUAUUCUGAAGGGGACUUUAGCAAAGCCGUCAAGCUUCCGUACGGCUCCUCUUGGAGCAGCCUUGUAUGAACAUUGUGGAGCACAGGAGGACCUGUUUGAGGAGCGAGCUUCAGAAGUGUCGUUUGAUGUGUCUUCAUACGGAAACAUUGUUUCCUUCCUCAACGCCGUCUCCCCAGUGGUGGCAGCAGACAAAGAAAUGGAAUGGGUUGUCCCGCUCUCAGGGGAUAUGGCGGCUGCGCCUGGUCGAGAAGAAUUGGGCGGUGAUGCACCGCUACCAACAUAUAGGGAGCCUUCCAUUCCGCUUCUGCGUAUAUGGAAGGCGCUGGACCUUCCCUUUGCUUGCACGAUUCCUUUUGCUGAGCCUGUUUCUUUGGCGCCAAUGCGGCCCCCGGAAGAGCAUGUGGUGUACACGCCAUUUCUUAGUGGAUUUCGACUUCGCUUUCGUGAGGCAUCUCCGACGUACGCGAAGCUUAAGUCGUUACGGCAAAACGCGGACGUUGCCCUAUCAAUUGCUUUUUCCUCAGGCCCAAUACACCGAACUCACAUGCCAUCGUCCUCUCCUGACGCUGGAACUGUGGGCAAACCCGAGGUGGGUGGUGAGGAAGGGAGCUUGAAUUUUUCUCCGUCUGCUGCGGCACCGACUUCUUCCACAAUGCGUGGAGCCACGCAAGAUAGCAGUGAGGAGGCGUCAUACGAUGCAGAAGUUGGAUUUGUCACGUGGGGUGCAACGGAGCGACCCGAUCAGCGUAGUCUCCUCCUUGAGCAGGUGCAUGAACUGGCCGCAUCCAAUGAUCGAUAUUCCGUCCUUCUUAGCGCAACGACUACGGAGCUUGAUAACCAGUCAUGGUUUGCUGUUCUUUGGCAGCCGGUGUAUGAUCAAAGCCAUACGGCUAAACAUAGCUGUGGGAGUUUUAUCGUUUACUAUGCGUUGCGACCGCCACGCCAUAUGGAAUGGAACCAAACUGCAAGUCGGGUGGCGAGGAUGAACAGUGAUUGGAUGUCUCCCGUCUUCCGUUGUGAUCGUCAGGGAGUUCACUGGGACAUGUGGGUUUCAAAUGAUUCUAUUUCAUUGCCAUCGUCGUUAUCGCCCUCAACUUGUGAGGGAAGCAGCGACCUCAUGGUGAGGCAACAGGGCGUGUCUUCUGUUGAUAAGAUCUCUACAACAGCGACUGAUAGCAACGGUGAGAUGCAUGCCGUCAUGGAGGCCUCAAGCGCUAGUGUGGGAAGCCAUGAUGUAAAGUUCGGAUACUCUGGACGUGUCUCUACAGAAGUUUUUGCGAAUGACGUUACACGAGGCUCACAGCAUGUCUUUCUUGCACCUCAUUCAGAGAAGGCGGUGACAGGCAAUUCCACGGUACGCAUUCCUAUUAUAGGUCUCAUUCCUGGUCGCUGUCGCGCCGAUGUCUGGUAUGUGCCUUGCUCGGGCAUGGACGCACAGGAUCCCAACACUGGACGGAGUAAAAGCAGUAACGGUGCCACAUCUCGUCGUCGCUAUCGCGCCCCGCUAUUCCUCCUUACCGCGGCUUUACAACUUAUGUCAUGGAAUGCACUGGAGGGAGUGUGGAGACAGAGCAUGCGAAAAAAAGAUCUAGGGGCUGCCGACAGCGGCGUUCUGGCCGCUGCCUCGAAUGCAGCAGAGCCUCCAGUGUCUUGUCUACGCGGAAACACCACUACUACUACGACCACCGCCGCUGCAGCUUCAAUGGCACCGCGGUCUUUCUUAGCGAAACCACACAAGUCAAAAUCCGGUAAGAAGCUUCUGGUUGAGGGGGCACAUGGCUACCGAUACUAUCGUGAAAGCGUUAAUGCUGAUGCUGUGGCGACUCCUACGGCGCUUUCGGGGCUGCAGGAAGGUACCGACAGCAAUUGUUCCACGGUGUCCUCCCCAACUACUGCAGGCACUGAACUUAGCGCAAUCGUUGAAGGUCUGCCAGACUUUUACCAAUGGGUGCAGUUUGAUGGUCCUUUGCUGGGUUACGUGGAACGCUACUCUUGA
Messenger RNA from Trypanosoma rangeli, 4179 nucleotides. RefSeq lists its product as uncharacterized. The record is from RefSeq and is a predicted model, not a curated record. Bases 1 to 4179 code for a protein of 1392 amino acids. The transcript has a single exon. Lineage: Eukaryota; Euglenozoa; Kinetoplastea; Trypanosomatida; Trypanosomatidae.